Ipomoea nil (Japanese morning glory) is the source of this 1185-nucleotide messenger RNA. RefSeq names its product vesicle-associated membrane protein 721-like. Gene Ontology annotation, biological process: vesicle-mediated transport. Bases 251 to 919 code for a protein of 222 amino acids. The transcript is spliced from 5 exons. NCBI's taxonomy places the organism in Eukaryota, Viridiplantae, Streptophyta, Magnoliopsida, Solanales, Convolvulaceae. The record is from RefSeq and is a predicted model, not a curated record. Gene Ontology annotation, cellular component: membrane.
UUCAGCUCAGUCCACCGUUACGCGCUCCGAAUCUCUCUCUCUCUCUCUCUAGAAAAUUACAAAGAGACGUAAGACUUACGAGUUUAGACUACAGAUAGAGAGAGAGAGAGAGAGAGAUAGGGGAGAAGGGUCUUCUUCUAUACCGUUCGGCGUUCGCUACCUCAUUUCCCACAACUAUUUGUUUUUGCUUAAUCACGAAGCAUAAUCGGAGAACGCUAAAAGCAUCGGCCGUCAGAAACCGAUCGGAGAAAUGGUUCAACAGAAGGCGCUGAUCUAUGCGUUCGUGGCGCGUGGCUCCGUGAUACUGGCGGAGCACACUGAUUUCAGCGGGAACUUCAACUCCAUAGCCUACCAAUGCUUGCAGAAGCUUCCUGCCUCCAACAGCAAGUUCACCUACAACUGCGAUGGCCACACCUUUAACUACCUCGUCGAUAACGGCUUCACUUACUGUGUGGUUGCGGAAGAAUCAGCAGGAAGGCAGAUCCCCAUAGGUUACCUGGAGCGCAUCAAGGAUGACUUUGUAUCUAAAUAUGGCGGUGGAAAGGCAGCAGCUGCUGCUGCUAAUAGCCUUAACAGGGAAUUUGGGCCUAAAUUAAGGGACCAUAUGCAAUAUUGUGUUGACCAUCCUGAGGAGGUGAGCAAACUUUCAAAGGUGAAAGCUCAGGUGUCAGAAGUCAAAGGUGUCAUGAUGGAGAAUAUUGAGAAGGUUCUAGACCGUGGGGAAAAGAUAGAGCUUCUCGUGGAUAAGACAGAGAAUCUUCAUAAUCAGGCACAGGACUUCAGAAACACUGGCACACAAAUCCGGAGAAAAAUGUGGCUGCAAAACAUGAAGAUUAAGCUGAUUGUAUUGGGAAUUAUAAUUGCGCUAAUCCUCAUCAUAGUGCUCUCUGUUUGCCACGGGUUCAACUGCGGAAAGUGAGCCUUUUUUGCCAUGAUAUACUCGGAGGCACUCAACUUUGUGUUGGCAUAUGCACCACUGAAAUCUUUCGUUUUGAAGCCAUAGGAACCGUUUGAUCGAUUUGCAACCAUUCUUCUAUAGUAUAUCUGUAAAUGCCUUUCUUUCUUUCUUUGGUCUUUUAUUUGAUUUGAUUUUAUUUUCUUUUAUUUUGGAACCUUUGGUCUUUUAGUUGAUAUAUAUUGGUAUUUUCAUUUCAGUUUACAGAAUACAGAUAUGUUUUGCAUUUU